Messenger RNA from Mytilus californianus (California mussel), 513 nucleotides. RefSeq names its product interferon alpha-inducible protein 27-like protein 2B. Lineage: Eukaryota; Metazoa; Mollusca; Bivalvia; Mytilida; Mytilidae. Bases 98 to 373 code for a protein of 91 amino acids. Gene Ontology annotation, cellular component: membrane. The record is from RefSeq and is a predicted model, not a curated record. The transcript is spliced from 3 exons.
ACGUGUAGUUUAGUUUAUUUUUAGAACCAUAAUAUUACUGCGCAGCAUAGCCCUACAUUUUGUAUUUAUACAGGUUACUUCUCAUCAUCGAGGAAGAAUGCCUGGUCCACUUACAUCUGGAGUUGUGGCCGUGGCAGCUGGAGUUACUGCAACUGUAGCAGCACCCUUUGUAUUAAGUGCUGCAGGGUUUGGAGCAGCAGGAGUCGCGGCUGGUACUGUGGCUGCAUGGAUACAGACUCCGAUAACUGCAGCAGGUGGAUGGUUUGCUGUUUGCCAGAGUGCUGGGGUUUUAGGGAUGGCAGCCUCAACAAAAGUAGCGAUAGGAGCAACAGUAGGAACCGUAGCUGGAGCAGUCACAAAAUUUAUAAGAUAAAAGUCAACAUUCAAUAGCGAAUUCCAGACAGUGUGCUUUAUGUUUUUGAAAUAUUAAUAUUGCAACUUUGUGAAUGUAUAAUGAGAUCAUCAGUCAAGUUAAUUUAUUUCGUACGCAAUUUGAUUAAAACGUUAUUCAGA